Molecule: messenger RNA, 2670 nt
Organism: Liolophura sinensis
Lineage: Eukaryota; Metazoa; Mollusca; Polyplacophora; Chitonida; Chitonidae
Exons: 4
Coding region: 81-2543 (820 amino acids)
Source: RefSeq, a predicted model, not a curated record
CUCGAACUUGACGUCAGCACGUUGAUGAAACGCCAACUGAAUCUCGUCCAUUCAAAGAAUUAUUUCCUGUUAUUCUCCUAAUGAUGGAAGCUUUCUUAAUCUGCUUGCUGUUUUCAUUUUUGACGGUAACAGCUGCCAAUACAUGUUCAUAUGUCGUAAACUGUGACGUGUUACACUCUGUGUGCUGUACACGUUAUGACUGCUGUGACGAAGCCUGCUGUGCAGAGAAGUUCGCCGAGGACGAGGAACCUGAGGAAACUGAUUACACAGUUUUAUAUAUAAUAGUAGCAUUUUUCGUUGGAAUCUUGCUGGUGAAGUUCAAACCUACAAAGGUACUGAAGUGUCUUACUUGCGGCAAGUGUUUCAAAAACAGUGUUGCUGACUCAGAGGCGCCUUCACAGUCGCACCAUCCCACGAAGACACCGCCUAAUGACUGGGGCGCAUCUCGUCCCGUCGAAACACCACCACCUGACGCCGUCUCGGUCAAGGCUAAAUCCGACCUUCCUGCCUCUGACUCUAUGAGAACACCAUCCUCUGAAACAAGCGAUCCCGAGACUGUGACCCAGCAUAUUGCAUCUGACCCUACGAGAACACCGGCCUCUGAAACGAGCGCUGUCAAGACUACGUCCCAUCAUAUUGCCUCUCACCCUGCAAGAACACCGUCCUCUGAGACUGGGGUAAUUAAAUCUUCGUCCCACCAUUCUCCAUCUUCAUCCACAAGAACACGGCCUCCUGAAAUUAGCGCAGUCAAGAUUUCGUCCCAUCAUCCUACUUCUCACCCCACGAGUACACCGUCCUCUGAGACUGGCGCAGUCAAGAGUAGGCCUAUCUCCCGCCAUUCUCCAUCUCCAUCCACGAGAACACUGUCUCCUGAAACUAGCGCAGUAAAGAUUUCCUCACACCAUUCUACACCUCACUCCACGAGUGCACCGUCCUCUGAGACUGGCGCAGUAAAAACUUCGUCCCACCAUUCUCUAUCUCCUUCUACAAGAACACUGUCUCCUAAAACUAGUGAAUUUAAUCUUCCGUCCCAACACACCGCGAGAACAGCGUCCUCUGUCACAAGUCCAGUCAAGACUGGCUCCCGCCAUUCUCCGUCUCAUUCGACGAGAACACCAUCCCCUGUCACAAGCGCAGUAAAGACUACAUCCCGCCCUUCUCCAUCUUCAUCCACGACAACACUGUCUCCUGAAGCUAGUGCACUCACGAUUUCCUCCCACCAUUCUCUAUCUCACACCACUAGAACACUGUCCCCUGAAACUAGUGCAGUCAAAGUUUCGUCCCACCAUUCUGCUUCUCAGCCCUCGAGAACAGCGUCCUCUGAGACUGGCGCAGUCAAGACUACGUCCCGCCAUUCUCCAUCCCCAUCCACGAAAACACAAUCCCCUGUGACAAGCGCAGCAAAGACUUCGUCUCGUCAUUCUCCAUCUCCUUUCACGAAAACACUGCCUCCUGAAACUAGCGCAGUCAAAAUUUCGCCCCACCAUUCUGCUUCUCAGCCCUCGAGAACACCGUCCUCUGAGACUGGCGCAGUCAAGACUACGUCCCGCCAUUCUCCAUCCCCAUCCACGAAAACACAAUCCCCUGUGACAAGCGCAGCAAAGACUACGUCCCACGAUUCUCCAUCUCCAUCCAAGAGAACACUGCCUCCUGAAACUAGCGCAGCCAAAAUUUCAUCCCACCAUUCUUCUUCUCAGCCCUCGAGAGCACCGUCCUCUGAGACUGGUGGAGUCAAGGCUACGUCCCGCCAUUCUCCAUCUCCAUCCACGAGAAAAUUGUCUCCUGAAACUAGCGCAGCCAAAAUUUCGUCCCACCAUUCUGCUUCUCAGCCCUCGAGAACACCGUCCUCUGAGACUGGCGCAGUAAAGACUACGUCCCACGAUUCUCCAUCUCCAUCCACGAGAACACUAUCUCCUGAAACUAGCGCAGACAAAAUUUCGUCCCACCAUUCUGCUUCUCAGCCCUCGAGAACACCGUCCUCUGAGACUGGUGGAGUCAAGACUACGUCCCGCCAUUCUCCAUCUAAAUCCAGGAGAACACCGUCUCCUGAAACUUGUCCAGUCAAAAUUUCGCUCCACCAUUCUGAUUCUCAACCCUCAAGAACAACGUCCUCUGAGACUGGCGCAGUCAAGACUACGUCCCGCCAUUCUCCAUCUCCAUCCACGAAAACACCAUCCCCUGUCACAAGCGCAGUAAAGACUUCGUCCCGUCAUUCUCCAUCUCAUUCUACAAGAACACCGUCUCCUGAAACUUGCCCAGUCAAAAUUUCGCUCCACCAUUCUGAUUCUCAACCCUCAAGAACAACGUCCUCUGAGACUGGCGCAGUCAAGACUACGUCCCGCCAUUCUCCAUCUCCAUCCACGAGAACACCAUCCCCCGUGACAAGCGCAGUCAAAAUUUCACUCCACCAUUCUGAUUCUCAAUCCUCAAGAACAACGCCCUCUGAGACUUCGCCCAGUCAUUCUCCACCUCCACCCACGAGCACACUGCUUCCUGAAACUAAUGCAACCAAACUUUCGGCCUGCACUUCUGCUCUUUUUUAGCCACCGAGAACAGCGUCAGCUGACACAGGUGCAGUCAAAGUUUCGUUCGAAAACCAAAAUACCGUCCUCUAAUGAAGUCGCAGCCAAGUCUGCGUCCCAGCAUUCCGCAUCUCACCAAACAAGUAGA